Molecule: messenger RNA, 1641 nt
Organism: Fonsecaea multimorphosa CBS 102226
Lineage: Eukaryota; Fungi; Ascomycota; Eurotiomycetes; Chaetothyriales; Herpotrichiellaceae
Exons: 2
Coding region: 1-1641 (546 amino acids)
Source: RefSeq, a predicted model, not a curated record
AUGGUGCCCGUCAACCCGCUGUCGCUAAUCACUGCAAUUCUAGGAGUCCCCGGCGAGAUCGCGGGUGCCAGAAACUGUAUUGAUCUCUUGUUGAAAGAUAAGCAGAACGCCCAAACCUACCCAACAAUCCUCGCUGUCAUCGACAGUGACCUAGAGAUCGCCGACGACAACUUCCGGGCGUGGCGUUGCGACUGGCACUUCGAAGAGACUGGGGAGAAUAUUCCAAACAAGUUGGCUCAGCGAUACUGGGGAAGCGGCUGCCAUGUUAUCGAGAUCCGCGUCCAGCAAAUUGCCCUUCAACUCCAAACCCUGAAAGUGGUGUUGGAGGGAUACCGUCCGAGCGACUCCAAGACACGCAAUGCGAUCAAGACAGGCCCUCUACAGGAUGUCAGGCGCCUCUUAGACCAAGCGGUCAAGAGCUUUGAGAGUCUCGAGACGGAAUCGUGGAAGUUGCUCUGCCAAAACUACAAAGCCAUGGACGGCGAGAAAGAGCAGACUCGGCGGGCUGCCCAACAUGAAUCAUAUCUUCUCGCCCUGGCCGAACAGCGGCGACGGUAUGAAGCCUUGUUGGGUGACCUUGGCAGACGGUACCGGAACCCCGAAAAUGGGCUUCCAUAUAAACAAGACCUAGCACUUGACCUGACCCCCGGAUUUGCGAUGGAUCAACGUCCAUCAAGACUGGGGGAAUUGUCAAGAGGGAAAAGGAUAGUCCAUUUCGUCCAUUUUCGACCUUUGUCGACUCAAGCCAGACAGAUGACCAACGUGGCACCUGAACCCACACGCGAGGCGACUAGGGAAUAUCUCAGGGUUCCAGGCUCUUGGCCGCUCGAUCCUGAUGUUCAGGACGUUCAGGACGUUCAGGACGAUGCAAAUAUAGCCGAGACCCUCCCGAAUCGCACUGCAGGGAAUCAAUUAGCACUGUCGAUUCGCCCACUGUUCCUUGAAGUCGAGAUCGUCACGAAUUCUGACCGCUACCCGAAUGCGAACAGCUCUCUCCAAAUCGUACUGGAACAGUUGUGCUUCGGAAGGGGCCGACGGAAGUCUUCCCGAUUGUUCCGCAUCAUAGGCCAGUCUGGGACACCUAACGUUCUCCGUUUCAGUCUAUAUCCAGGCGGCGAGAGUGCCGCAGAAUCCACAACGACGGACAUAGCGCCGUGGGAAAACUGCAUGCUAUCGUACGCCAAGGUCGAGCUAGCGUUCAAGGCCGCCGAGAUGAUGCUACUUUUCGGUCCAUAUGGUCUUAUGGACGGCCUUUGCAUUUGCAAGGUCCGCGAGAUCCACCUCCUGAACAGACGCAAAGUCUUUGUUUUUGAAGUGGCCCCUGGAUCUUGUAGCAGAUCCUGCCAACGGCUCUCUCAGCUCGGGUUCGUGAGCUUGGGGGUGUUUCUAGCUGAGCUGUUCCUGGGGAACAACGGGAGAGCUUUGACUGCUCUUACAACAUGUCAUCCCGCGCAAAUUCAGAACAAGCUCAAUCAGCUCAAAGUCGAGCUCGAAAAAAUCGAAUGGAUGGAGCCAGGCUCGGUUGAGGCUGUGAUAGAAGCAAUGAGACCUAAUUCACGAGGAUUGGACGACAAAACCUACUACUCGUUAAUCAUUAGCAGCCUGUUCCGCCUCUUUGAGAAGAAGGGACUAAAAUAUUGA